Messenger RNA from Clarias gariepinus (North African catfish), 1377 nucleotides. It is a transcript of the gene oxnad1, whose product is annotated as oxidoreductase NAD-binding domain containing 1. Gene Ontology annotation, molecular function: oxidoreductase activity. The coding region runs from base 82 to 981 and encodes 299 amino acids. The transcript has 8 exons. NCBI's taxonomy places the organism in Eukaryota, Metazoa, Chordata, Actinopteri, Siluriformes, Clariidae. Gene Ontology annotation, cellular component: mitochondrion. The record is from RefSeq and is a predicted model, not a curated record.
GUAACUACUUCCGGUUCACGUCUGCGUUUCGCGUGAGGAUGACGGAGUUUUACAGUAAGUCCCCAGUGUAACUCCAGCGCAAUGAGCCAGCGGUGUGUUUUAUUUACUGCUCGGUGUUUUGCCGGAGUUACUCGGUCACUACACACCACCACCAGCCUGUUCUGUUCAUCCAGAAAUAUUUCAUCACGACCAGCUGACCACCUUGUAAGGACAGCUAGUGUUUACAGACAGAAGGCCAUGUUCUCAGCAAGAGUUUGUGCCAUUACAGAAGAGUCAGACACAGUCAAGAGGCUGCAGCUGGAGGUCCUACAUCCUGAAUUUAGUUUCCGUGCUGGCCAGUGGGUGGACUUUUUCAUCCCUGGUGUGGAGAUAGUGGGUGGGUUUUCUGUGUGCUCCAGCCCCGGCCUUCUUCGUAGAAAACGAGUUAUAGAGCUUGCAGUGAAAUACACACAGCACCCACCUGCACACUGGAUACACACUGAGUGUACAUUAGGUUCGCAUGUGGAAGUGCGGGUUGGCGGGGAUUUUUACUUCGACCCCAUGCCAUCUGAUUGCACAGUGGACCUGCUUUUGGUGGCUGGUGGCGUUGGGAUCAACCCGCUUUACUCCAUCCUAAUGCACACUGCAGAUCUUCUCCGACUGCCAAAUGCAUACAUACCAGGACACACGCACCUCUGUUACAGUGCCAAGAACACAAAGGAGCUGCUGUUUAAAAACAGCAUCACUGAUCUCUGUUAUGAAUUUCCAGAUAAAUUCUCAUGUAACUUCCGAGUGACACAGCAAGAUUUUGAAAUUGAGUCGGCCCUCCAGCCUUACGUAGCUAGUGGAAAAAUAUCACUGGAGGUGCUUAGGCACCAUGUUAACCCUGGGCGCACAUUAUGUUAUUUGUGUGGGCCGCCGCCCAUGAUUGAGAGUGUGAGUACAGACCUGCAAAGUCUUGGCCUGUCUGUGGACAGAAUCCGUUAUGAGAAGUGGUGGUAGCUUUUCAGCUUAUCAAGUGCCUCUGUGACUUGAAAUGGACCAUCAGAAAACAUAAUUUUAUUGUUUAAUGCACAAUUUCAUAACUCCACGAACUGCACAACUUUACAAUAUAAUUUGCAAUAUAAUUUCCUUCUCUACAAACAUCUUACUUAAACAAUCACAAAUUAUGCUAAGCUCUUAUUUAGCUAUGUAUUUCCUGCAGGAACUAUCUGACCAUUUUGAUUCAUACACAUUCAAAUUCCAUACAAACGCGCUAUACAAAUAAAAUUGAAUAAAAUUGAAUUGUAUUUAUGGUCAUAUCAUGUUAUAUGAAAAAAUACUUCUUCAUAAAAAAAUGUUUUGCUACUGGAUUUAUUUAUUUUUGUCCUAAUAAAUAGAAUGUCUGACUGAAUAAGA